AUGGGCAUCAACGAAUGGAUUCACAACACCAACUUGGCCGUUGCGCGCUCCUUCGUGGGCAGACGGUUUCGUCUUGAUGGCUCCGGUCACCCCAAAGAACGCAAAGGAAGCUACUUCUUCACCGAGAUCCGUGCUGGUUUAGCUACUUUUUUCGCAAUGGCCUACAUCAUCUCAGUCAACGCCACUAUCGUCUCGCAAUCUGGUGGUACCUGUGUCUGCCCGCCUGACAGUCCCGAUUUGUGUGACAGCGACCCCGACUAUAUGCUCUGCGUCGCCGAUGUCCAACGGGACUUGGUCACUGCCACGGCCGCCAUCUCGGCCCUGACCACAUUCUGCAUGGGUCUCUUCGCAAACAUGCCCAUUGCUCUGGCUCCCGGCAUGGGCUUGAAUGCCUACUUUGCCUACACCGUGGUGGGUUACCACGGAUCCGGCCUUGUUCCGUACCAAGUAGCCGUCACCGCCGUCUUUGUCGAGGGUUUCGUUUUCGUCGGCCUCACUAUUCUUGGUCUACGACAAUGGCUUGCCCGAGCCAUCCCUGCAUCCAUCAAGUUGGCCACAGGUGUCGGCAUCGGUCUCUACCUGACUUUGAUCGGGCUGACCUACAGCGCUGGUAUCGGAGCUGUCACGGGCGCGCAAGCCACUCCUCUCGAACUCGCCGGUUGCAAGUCCGAAUUUCUCGACGAAACCGGCCUCUGCCCAUCCGCGUACAAAAUGCGCAACCCAACAAUGUGGAUUGGCAUUUUCUGCGGCGGUGUCUUCACGGUCUUGCUCAUGAUGUUCCGCGUCAAGGGAGCCAUUAUCUUCGGCAUUUUGCUCGUCAGCAUCAUCUCCUGGCCCCGCGGCACUCCCGUUACCUACUUCCCUUAUACCGAUCUGGGCAACGACAUGUUCGACUUUUUCAAAAAAGUCGUCACCUUCCACCCCAUCAAGAACAUCCUGACUGUUCAGGAAUGGGAUAUUUCCGGGUACGGAGGCCAAUUCGGUCUUGCAUUUAUCACUUUCCUCUACGUCGACAUCCUCGAUUGUACCGGUACUUUGUAUUCGAUGGCGCGAUUCUGCGGUGCCAUUGACGAGAAGACACAAGAUUUCGAGGGCUCUGCCGUUGCAUACCUGGUCGAUGCCUUUGGCAUUUCCAUCGGCGCGUUGUUCGGCACUCCGCCAGUGACGGCCUACAUUGAGUCCGGUGCCGGUAUUUCAGAAGGAGGCGCCACCGGUCUCACGGCCAUCACCACCGGUAUCUGCUUCUUUAUUUCUAUCUUCUUCGCCCCCAUUUUUGCCUCCAUCCCACCUUAUGCUACGGGAACGGUUCUCGUCAUCGUCGGCUCCCUCAUGGCCAAAGCCGCAGCAGAUAUCAACUGGCGAUACAUCGGCGAUGCGAUCCCGGCCUUCUUGACCAUCGCCAUCAUGCCAUUCACCUACAGUAUCGCCUAUGGUCUGAUCGCCGGCAUUAUUUCUUACAUGAUCCUCAACACGAUCGUGUGGCUUGUCGAAAAAGGCUCGGGUGGCCGCAUCAAGCCCGCCGACAAGGAAUACAAGGAUCACUGGACCUGGAAGAUCGAAGGCGGUCUUUUGCCUCCUUGGUUAGUCCGUGCUGCAAAGGGCAAGAAGGACUUCUGGCGCCCAUACGAUGAUGUUGAACAUAAUGUCCCCGGCACUACGCUCGAGGGCAAGGAAACUGUCCAGGCUGCUAAGGGGUCUGAGACUCCGGAGGCCGGUGCGCUAAGAGACGGCAGUACCAGCGAGGAAGGCGAGAAGGUCAAGGUGUAA
This is a messenger RNA of Rhinocladiella mackenziei CBS 650.93, 1767 nucleotides long. RefSeq lists its product as uncharacterized. The coding region runs from base 1 to 1767 and encodes 588 amino acids. The record is from RefSeq and is a predicted model, not a curated record. Gene Ontology annotation, molecular function: purine nucleobase transmembrane transporter activity. Lineage: Eukaryota; Fungi; Ascomycota; Eurotiomycetes; Chaetothyriales; Herpotrichiellaceae. Gene Ontology annotation, biological process: transmembrane transport. Gene Ontology annotation, cellular component: plasma membrane. The transcript is spliced from 2 exons.